AUGAGUCCAUUCUUCAGAGGCGGAGUCCGCCCUCUGCGUCGGCAUCCACGGCCGUGGUCUAUGAACCCACGGUUGAACCCGGAUAUCGCCAAGGACGACGCACAUAUUGAUGAGAAGGGCGUCCUGGAGACCACCGAGAUCAAGCUCCCCGUCACAAACAGCCUCUACGGCCGGCCCUCGGAGUUCGUGCCCGUGCCCGAUUCGCCCACUUCCACAGGCCGCCCCAUCGCGGAGGAGAGUGAGACCCGAGCACCCGUCGCCGAGACAGACGGGCCGCUCGCGGCACCUGAGCCGACAGCUGCACAGACGCCAGCUCAUGUCUCAGACGGCACGGACGCCGCCGCGGAUGACGCCGACGAUGAGCUACGCCGCAGCUCCGUUCUGUCGGAACAGUUCCCCAUCCAGCGCCACGAGGAUGAGGAGUCGCCGGAGGACAGCACGCCAAUCGAGCAAUUCCCCUCCCACAGCAACGUCCGCGACUCGGGGGCUGUCAUCCUGGAGUCACCCAUCAUCAACCAAUUCGUGGAGAAGCCCGGCCCCGGUUGGGGAACACUCAAUGCAAGCACGACGGAACCAUCCAACUCCCAUGAGGCCGAGCCGCCGAGCGCUGCUCAGGCUGAGCCAGUUGAGAGCCAUGAAUCGAGUGCCGACUCGGGUCCUGCAGAGCCGGUGAACGAUGCCGACGCCGAGGACGAGGACGCCACGCCCGUCCAGGAGGUUCCAACGGCCUUUGAGACGCCUUUCGAGACGCCCUUUGAGACACCUUUCGAGGCGCCGCUGAACAGGGAGCUCGGCGCCGCCGAGACACCGCACGCCAGCGGUGCUGCAGUGACCGGCGAGGACAAUGGGCGAGAUGACCAGACCAUCUCCAGCAAGGCCCCCACCGUCAGUGACGCGUCAGCUGCCGCUGGAGAGCCCCUGAUGGAUGAUUCGCAGCUCGAGGUCAGCUCUGAGUUCAAGCCCGAGCCUGCUGUUUACGACGGACCGGAUGAGCCCUUGAUUUCUGAUGAGCAGCUCGACGUUGAUGAUGAUUUCAAACCUCGAACCGCCGUAUAA
Molecule: messenger RNA, 1056 nt
Organism: Diaporthe amygdali
Lineage: Eukaryota; Fungi; Ascomycota; Sordariomycetes; Diaporthales; Diaporthaceae
Exons: 1
Coding region: 1-1056 (351 amino acids)
Source: RefSeq, a predicted model, not a curated record